Messenger RNA from Podospora anserina S mat+, 1926 nucleotides. RefSeq lists its product as uncharacterized. NCBI's taxonomy places the organism in Eukaryota, Fungi, Ascomycota, Sordariomycetes, Sordariales, Podosporaceae. The coding region runs from base 1 to 1926 and encodes 641 amino acids. The transcript is spliced from 2 exons. The record is from RefSeq and is a predicted model, not a curated record.
AUGGAACAAGACAGAUCGGAAGCCGUCGAAUCACCCCUUGUUGAGGAUUUUCUCGAUUGCCACAAACUUGGCUCGGACUCGGAAGAAGCCGUCAACACCAGCUCCAGCUCCAGCACUCCAAGCGGUUCUCCCAGGAGGUCUUUCAAACGCCUCCGGAUCACAGUCGACAUGACCAGCGCCCAGUAUCUCAUGCCAAGUGCGCACCACCAUCACGAUAGUUUGCCCGGUUCUACUGCUUGCACCAGCGGCCCUGCCUCUGUUGUUUACUCGUCACCGGACCUUGACCCCUACAGCGCUGUAUGUGGCAGCCAAUCUCACGGUAUCCACCCUAGGCUAACCAGAACAAAACAGAUCUCUGGAGUCUCUUCUUUCAACUACCCAGCCGCUGCAGACUCGACACUCCUCACGCCAGUUUCUGGAGCCGGCAGUCCGCCUUUGCAGCAAAGAGCCACCUCAAAGCCACCGAUGAGAAAUUACCAUUCGCAGUCGGCCAUUCCUGGACCACAAGUCCCAACACCCCCAAACUCAUCCAAGAUGUACUACAGCGGUUACGACGUCAACAACAGCAGCCAGGGAUCCUCUCCUAUGACAGUCCAUCCUGCGGCCACCGAGGGAGGGCAUUUUGACAUGUACAUGGCUCACUCUCCCCCAAUGAGCCACCACCCAUCCUCUCCCAAAUCUGAGGUUCCACCGCCAAUCGACCCCUAUCUUGGAUCCUACAAUGUUUCGGCCAACAACGGGGAGAUAAUACACCAGCCUUUCCAGGAGUACCACGCCUUCAAUGUUGAAGUGGGGCCGUCGGGACCGUAUCUGGGUCAGCCGCCACACAUGCACCAUCGCAUGCCUUCCAACGGCGGACACGCUCCCGUCUUAGCUCAGCCAAACCCAUCCCACUUUAGGCCAAACACGACCCCCAGAAUUGGAGGCAUUGAAGACUUACGUGAUCCCUCUGUAUUACUCGGCGGCUACCCGUCCCACGCGGCUCUUAGUCCCGGAAGAAGACCCCAGCAGCGCAAGAAGCCGUCACCGGCACGAAAACCAGCUCGCACACCCAAGUCAACACCUCAAAUAGGUUCAGAAUCAGGCGCGAAUGGUCAAUUGGAUGAUGGUGAUCAGGAUGAGCUCACACUGCGGGACGAUGCACCCGAUGAUGACAAGUAUCUCUUCCAGCUCCGGAAAGAGUUCAUCUCGGAGAAGGGGAAGGGCAUGUGGGAAGAGAUGAAGGCCAAGUACUCGGAGAAGCACCAAGGCAACUGGGAAAAGGCGGCUCUUCAGAUGAAGGUCUCGCGUGCCGUUGCCAAGUAUGGUGUCUGGCCGAAGAGAGAGAUCGAGCGACUUAUGGAAGCCCACCGAUACUACGAGGAAAAGAGAUAUCAACUUAUACUUGCACGCAUGAAGGAAAGCGGUGGCUGUCGCGUUUGGGACUGGAAGCCACAGCACAUCGAGGCUAUGCUUGUCAAGCUUGGUAUGGAGGAGCCCACAGUUGAUGAGAAGACUGGUACAAGACGGCGCAAGAACAAAGCAGCCCGUCGAAGGGCCACUUCGCAAAACAGCCAUCACAACACACAUGUCAUGGGUGACUGGUCGAACGGGCUCGGUCUCCAUCACCCUGCCUUCCAGGGUCAUGCUCACCAUGUCGCAGCGGCGGCGGCGGCACGACAGGCCUCUUACGACAUGAUGAGCGACGACGCCAGCACCGCCCCCCAAUUUAGCUCGGAACAAGAAAACGACUAUCUCGACCAAAUCUUUAACAAGACCCCCAAAGUCGAAGACAGCAUGAGCCCCGAAUCUAUGGAGCUUGCUUAUGAGGACGACGCCGCAUCGCAACACUCGGCAGCCCGCGAGCCGAGUCAUCACCGAAGCGAGCGUGUCGCUCGACAGGCCUGCGAACAAAUGAUGCAGACAAGAGCCACAUAUGCCCAAUAA